Polistes dominula (European paper wasp) is the source of this 1559-nucleotide messenger RNA. It is a transcript of the gene PCID2, whose product is annotated as PCI domain-containing protein 2. Gene Ontology annotation, molecular function: double-stranded DNA binding; RNA binding. Gene Ontology annotation, biological process: transcription elongation by RNA polymerase II; poly(A)+ mRNA export from nucleus; post-transcriptional tethering of RNA polymerase II gene DNA at nuclear periphery. Lineage: Eukaryota; Metazoa; Arthropoda; Insecta; Hymenoptera; Vespidae. The record is from RefSeq and is a predicted model, not a curated record. Gene Ontology annotation, cellular component: transcription export complex 2.
GGGACAGGAACUCGUAUAGUCACGUGAUUGCGCGCGAAUGAUUCAACUAACCACAGCCGUUAAUACAUACUAAAAAUAAACAUGACUGCGCGAUGCAACGGAAGCUGUCCCCCCACAUUUUCAACCUAGCAAUGUGUAUGGCGCGUCCCUCCUAUAGGGUCCCUACAGCAGAGUGCACAUGAGUACGAUUGACCAAUCACAUUUCACUAAAAUCACCAAUACAAAUGCUUAGCAGAAAACAUAUCGACGGUGUGUACAGUCUUAACAAAUCAAGUUACGCCGAAUGUGGGUAAGCCAGGAUGGAGAUGCAUUAGCAGAUCUACUUUCUCUUAGACAUAAUCAUAUUUUAAUACCUAAUAUCGGAUCAGAAACAGCUAUGACAAAGGCAAUGGAACAUUUAUCUGCUCCUUUCGAUGAUCUAGUACUUUAUCAUCUCAAGACUAUAGCAGCAAUAAAUAAAAAUGAUCCUUUUACAAUGUACACUAACCAAAGUUCGGCAGUUCAAUCUUUAACUAAAAUUCUUCAAAUACAGAAGGAAGAGAAUUGGAUGCUAAGAGUUAUGAAUGUAAUGUGUUUAGAGUUAAGAUUAUUAGCAGUUCGUACAGAAAGUUCAACAUCAAAUAGAAAUAUGAAACCCGGUGAGGUUCUUGAAAAAUGUGCCGAAUGUUUAAUGGGUUGUUUUAGAGUAUGUGCUGCUGAUAAUCGUAGUUCAGAAUAUGAUACAAAAAGAUGGGGAAUGUUGGCAUUAGUUAACCAGCUUUUAAAAGUUUACUUCAGAAUUAAUAAAUUACAUUUAUGUAGACCUUUAAUAAGAGCAAUAGAAUCAUCUCCAUAUAAAGAUCAUUUUGCAUUAGCCCAACAAAUUACAUAUAAAUUUUUUGUUGGUCGUAAAGCUAUGUUUGAUAGCGAUUACAAAACUGCUGAUGCAUAUUUGACAUAUGCAUUUGAACACUGUCAUAAGCAUUCUCUAAAAAAUAAAACAUUAAUUUUAACGUACCUUGUACCAGUUAAAAUGUUGCUUGGAUAUAUGCCAAAAAAAUCUCUAUUAGAAAAAUACAACCUAAUGGAAUUUUGGGAAUUAGUGGAAUCCGUAAAGAAAGGAGAUUUACGUAGUUUAGAAAGAGUAAUGACAAAGCACGAAACGUUUUUCAUUGGUGCUGGAAUAUACUUGAUUGUUGAAAAAUUAAAAUUAAUUGCAUACAGAAAUCUAUUUAAAAAGGUUUAUCUUGUAUUAAACACACAUCAAAUACCAGUUCAAAGUUUACUUUCUGCGUUGGAAAUGCAUGGCAUUGAAGACGUAGAUAUGGAUGAAACAGAAUGUAUUGUUUCAAACUUAAUAUAUGAAGGAAAAAUAAAAGGAUAUAUAUCUCAUCAACAUAAAAAAUUAGUUAUAUCGAAACAAAAUCCAUUUCCUAUAUUGUCUACGAUACUAUAAAGACUGUUAAUAUUAUUGUGUUAUUGAUAUAUACUAGCCAAUAAAAAGAUGUAUAAAGUAUAUUUAUAUGAAAAAUCUGUAUGUGAGUUUUUUUAAAUCCAUUUUUAUAGAGAAAAAUUGUUUA